Molecule: messenger RNA, 1054 nt
Organism: Kockovaella imperatae
Lineage: Eukaryota; Fungi; Basidiomycota; Tremellomycetes; Tremellales; Cuniculitremaceae
Product: putative kinetochore protein SPC25
Exons: 6
Coding region: 86-955 (289 amino acids)
Biological process (GO): chromosome segregation
Cellular component (GO): Ndc80 complex
Source: RefSeq, a predicted model, not a curated record
AAACAACAUAUAUCAUUGUUGAACAUUCAAUCUGUACCUUGAUCCACUCAUCGCACUUGAAUACAACAUCGACCUACCUGCAACCAUGCUAGCCAGCUCAUACAUGGCGCCCCCGCGUAAGAUCUCCCUUCAAUCACUCUUAGAAGGUUCCACAAGCGGAUCAUCCAGUAGUCCAAAUGUUGACCUCGCAUGGGAACCAUUCCAAUCGACCGUCGAGUUGUUCCUCAAGGCUAUAGACGGCUACGUGCACAAUGCAAAGACGGAGAUCGUCAUUCGCGCCAAGGGUCAUUCAGACUCUGUCAAGAUUCUCAAAUCAAACAAGGAGGAAAUGGAGAGGAGGAUUCAAGCAGAGAGGGAGAAGGAGAGAGAGAUGUUGUCUGAACUCGAAAGCGAACGUCAGAUCGUAGCAGAUCUCAAUUCGUCCCUCUCUCAUCUUCAACGGUCCCUGGCCAAAGUCAGGGAAGAAUCAGCCAUGAUCGAGUCUGACUUGGCCGCCGUGAAGAAGGAAGUAUCCAAGCAUGAGUCCGAUCAGGAGAGGCAGAAGUCCACCUUGCAAGAUAUGAAGGCGAGGGACGAAGUAGAACUUCAAGGACUGGAAGAGGCUAUUGGGCUCAAAGUGGAUGGUGUAAGAGAUGGUGUCAUACUCAUGAGGUUCACGUUGCUCGAUCCUGCUGAACCUGGUCGAGAAUUCUCCCUCCUCUUGGAUGUUUCGGGUACAGAUUACGCAGUACCAAAUUGCUCGCCGACAUUGUCCGCACUUCCUGAAGUCGUCCGUCAACUCAAUACGGACAGAAACAUUGUCGAUUUCAUCCGCAAAGUCCGCAAAGCCUUCAGAGCUACCGUUCCGGAACGACCUGCCCCAACUAGUCAAUUUGACAACCUGCCUGGCUCGGCCAUGCGUACGCCGGCUCACCGCAGAGGCCUGUCUCAUGGCGGAGAAGCUGCAGCAGCGUGAUACCUUGCUGGUGUUCAUACGCAAACCCGAUCUUCAAUCGGCUUUGUUCUCCCCUGUAGCUUGUAAAAUUUACAGAACGAUGAUGCAUUGCGUUGUGCU